Macrosiphum euphorbiae (potato aphid) is the source of this 1047-nucleotide messenger RNA. NCBI's taxonomy places the organism in Eukaryota, Metazoa, Arthropoda, Insecta, Hemiptera, Aphididae. The record is from the annotation of a GenBank genome assembly.
AUGGAGUUGGCCGUGACGAACGCAACCGAUUCGUCGUCGUCCCCCGCGACGCCGGUGCUUCCGGUCUUCUGGGUCAACUUUUUCACGUACGCUUUCUACAUAUUCGGCAUAUUCGGCAACCUGUUGUCGCUGUUUACACUGCACCGGGCCCGGUCGAGAUCCAACAAGAGGCACGUGUUCAUGUUGCAUUGCCUGCUCGCCAACGAUUGCUUCCUGUUGGUCGGCCAUCUAGUACUGACGUUCAUGCACGACACGUGGAUGAAUAACAACGACAACUUGUGGAUGUGCCGGAGUUGCGUUCUGUUUCGGUUCUUCGUGUGGGGCACCGUGUGCGCGGCCAUCGUGAUGGCCGUCGAUCGCUGGCUGGCGCUCACCAAACCGUUUUUUUACCUAAAGCACAUUAGUUUUCGUCUAAUGAAACGAACGAUAGCCAUACUUUGGUUUGAAGUACUGUGUUUGGUGUGCGCACCAUUCUUUGGAUUCGGUCUCUACUGGGACGAGACCCAGUGUAAGGAUUUUCAAGAUGCCGAGAAGCCUCUGGACGUGCUAUACUUUUACUUAUACUUUGGUCACGGUGUUAUUCUUACCAUCGCAAUGGUUUACACGAACUUAGCCGUUAUGAAAGCUCUGUGCGUGAAGGACAGUCAUAUUCAGAACAACCACAACGAGUUAAUAAGACAUAUCAACCGCCGAGGAUCGUCGAUGACUCGCAACUGGCUCACCGAAGAAGAGAGAUCGUUUGGGUGGUUCGUGUUGUUAGUGUGCCUCGGAUUUGUCACAUUGUGGGUCCCGCAAAUGCUUGCAACACUGUUGACCAGGUUCAUCUCGGAUAAGUCGGCGAUUAAGCAGAUCAAAAUGGCUGCGGGAGUGCUUCUGGCCUUUCAAUUCGUUCUCAACCCGUACUUGAACGUGCUCCACCACUGGAAGUUGGUCAAGUCCACCUGUUCGCGACCGAAGAACAUCAACGCCAGCGGCGGUAGCGCGAGCGGAAGUCGCAGUGUUUCCUUGAGAACGACGUACAAAGUAUCCACGCCACAGAUGCUCUGA